UUACCCAACUCAAAGCUCAAAAUCGGGGCUGCAUUAUACUCUAAUCAUUAACUAAAAAUAAAUAAAUAAUCAAACAAUUAAAAACUAAAAAUAAAAAAGAAAACAAUCUCAUCUCUCACUCACCCACUCUGAUUCAGAAGAUUGAUUUCCUGAUUGAUUGAAUCGCGGCCGUUGAUCGUCUCAAUCAUGGAGGUCCGACCCAAUCCGACGGCCGACAACUCGUCGGCCACACCGCUGCAUCGCCAGCGUCAAAGUCCGUCGAAGCAGCCUGCCGCCUCUCCCAACCCCGUCGACACCACUGCCGUCUCCCAGAGGUUGCAGAAGGAGUUGAUGUCUCUUAUGAUGGGCAGUGAGGAUCUUGGGGUAUCGGCUUUUCCUGAAGGAGAGAGCAUUUUUACAUGGAUUGGCACAAUUGAGGGUGGAAAAGGAACCAUGUAUGAAGGUUUAUCUUACAAACUUUCUUUGCAUUUUCCAGUCGACUAUCCUUUCAAGCCCCCACUAGUGAAGUUCGAGACGAUGUGUUUCCAUCCUAACGUGGAUCAGUUUGGCAACAUUUGUCUUGACAUCCUUCAGGACAAGUGGUCUUCCGCUUAUGAUUGCAGGACUAUUCUUCUGUCCAUUCAGAGUCUUUUAGGAGAGCCUAAUCCGGAGAGUCCUCUCAACAGCUAUGCUGCAACAUUGUGGAACAACAAGGAAGAUUAUAGAAAAAUGGUUCAGAAGCAGUAUUUUGCUGGAGAAGCGAUUGAGAGCUGAUCUGCAGAAUCUUCUUCACACAUCUGAAAAAGUGGUCGUCUCGUUUUCAUACAAAAAUGUAUAGCUCCGGCAAAAAAUUUGCAAUUUGAAAAUACAGAUUGUCAUUGAAUAUUAGAAAAAGGUUGAUCUACAUGCUUCAUAAUUUUGUCAAUUGGAUGACCGUAUAAGACCAAGGAGCGUGAACUCUUUGGCUAAUGAGUUGUAUUUAGUCGCCAGUAAUGGUGAAAUGAAAUAAAGCCUAUCUAGUUGUAAAUUUUUGUGAAUCAAAUGAAGGUGCCUGGUUUU
Messenger RNA from Morus notabilis, 1038 nucleotides. Its product is annotated as probable ubiquitin-conjugating enzyme E2 C. The record is from RefSeq and is a predicted model, not a curated record. Lineage: Eukaryota; Viridiplantae; Streptophyta; Magnoliopsida; Rosales; Moraceae. The coding region runs from base 187 to 753 and encodes 188 amino acids. The transcript has 6 exons.